AUGUCAGGAACAGAGGAACAGACACCAACCAUGGAAGUGGACCCAGACCACCGAACAUCAACUAAAGAUGUUCGGUGCCCAGACGUACCAUCAACUUCCAGCACUAAGAAACGGAGGAAUGACGAAUCGACUAUAGUUGUAGACCCAAAUGAUGAAAGUCGUGAAGUCGGGACUGCCAAAAAGCCCAGGAUUGAAAUUGACGAAGAUCAAAAGAGGAAAUGUAUAACUGCCAUAGUAAAUAGCUACCUGACUUUGUACAGCACAAUGAAACUGCCAGUAGAGGAGUUUUACAACUUAGACGUGUGCACACAACUCACUAACAUCCUAUUCACAGGGUACAGUGUAUUGAGGCAAAAAGCAAAUGGAACUGGGAAAGCCAUAACAGGGAAAUCGGAGAAGAGUGGAUUCACUGUGAUCGAGAGUGACCACAGAAGGGUUAUAGUACUCCGACAUAUGGGCGAUCCCGCUCUUAUUACACUUUCAGUAACAAAUAAUGAAGUUGCCAAAUCUAAUUCAACAAACCGUAGAGAUAACUUAGAAUUAGGUUGGUAG
Messenger RNA from Phaedon cochleariae (mustard beetle), 552 nucleotides. NCBI's taxonomy places the organism in Eukaryota, Metazoa, Arthropoda, Insecta, Coleoptera, Chrysomelidae. The record is from the annotation of a GenBank genome assembly.